Messenger RNA from Dioscorea cayenensis subsp. rotundata (Guinea yam), 961 nucleotides. Its product is annotated as transmembrane emp24 domain-containing protein p24delta3-like. Gene Ontology annotation, biological process: intracellular protein transport; endoplasmic reticulum to Golgi vesicle-mediated transport; Golgi organization. The record is from RefSeq and is a predicted model, not a curated record. The transcript has 4 exons. Lineage: Eukaryota; Viridiplantae; Streptophyta; Magnoliopsida; Dioscoreales; Dioscoreaceae. Bases 110 to 742 code for a protein of 210 amino acids. Gene Ontology annotation, cellular component: COPII-coated ER to Golgi transport vesicle; endoplasmic reticulum; endoplasmic reticulum-Golgi intermediate compartment.
CCAAAGUAGCAGAUCUCUUUCGCUGACCUUCUUUUACCCAACUGUGACAAGGUGCGCGUCGUGGGGAAAAAAACGAGAGAGAGAGAGAGAGAGAGAGAGAGAGAGAGGGAUGGGGCACCGCGCCGCAGUGAUCUGGCUGUGCGCGGCGAUGGUGCUGCUCAUGCGGGGAGCUGAGGCGUUGUGGCUCCAGCUGCCGCCGUCCGGUACCAAGUGCGUCUCCGAAGAGAUCCAACCCAACGUCGUCGUCCUCGCCUACUAUGGCGUCAUCUUCGAGGAUCGCGCUCACGCUACCCCCACCAUCUCCGUCAAGGUGACAUCACCAUAUGGAAACACUCUGCAUCACCAAGAAAAUGUUACAUCUGGCCAAUUUGCAUUUACAACUUCAGAAGCAGGCAACUACCUGGCAUGUUUCUGGUUUGGUGGCAGUGACACAAAUGUAGAAGCUAGUGUUAAUCUUGAUUGGAGAAUCGGAAUUGCAGCACGAGACUGGGAUUCUGUCGCUAAAAGAGAAAAAAUUGAGGGUGUCGAGCUUGAGCUGAAGAAACUAGAAGCUGCUGUGGAGGCAAUCCAUGAGAAUUUGUUAUAUCUGAAGACAAGGGAAGCUGAUAUGAGGGAAGUCAGCGAGAGGACAAAUGCAAGAGUUGCAUGGUUCAGUAUUAUGUCUCUAGGUGUUUGCAUAGCAGUUUCUAUCUUGCAAUUGUGGCAUCUCAAGGGCUUUUUCCAAAAGAAGAAGCUCAUUUAGGAUAUUCGCUGAGGUUUUACAAUUUUUGUUACGUCUAUAAGAAGUUAAUAGAAUUCCUGUGACAUAUCAGCACCUUCCUUUUUUCCCCGUUUAUUUGGGUAAGUUGUUUCCUGAGUUCUGUAUGUCAGGUUAUUACCCAUGCUUUAGCAUGUCAGAACUACAAAAUGUCUGUGGAAGAGAAAAAACAUUGGAAUAUUGUGGACUGGGGUUAAUUGUUCA